AUGUCUAUGAUCAGUUGGAAUUGCCAGGGCUUGGGCCGUGCACAAGACCUAGUCAUUCCAAGACUACGGGAGAUGCGCAAAGAUCAUUUCCCGGACCUUUUGUUUUUGAUGGAGACUAAACACAACAGAGAUGACUUGGUGGAUCUACAGACAUGGCUAGGCUAUGAUAGGGUUAUGACAGUUAAUCCUAUUGGGUACAGCGGAGGCUUAGCAUUGAUGUGGAAAAACUCUGUACAAAUUGAUUUCAAGUUUGUAGAUAAACACUUGGUGGACUGCUAUGUAAAGUUUGGGAAGGAAUGUUUUUUUGUAUCUUGUAUAUAUGGUGAACCGGUUAAGAAUAAUAGACCGAAGCUAUGGGAAAGACUAUCGCGCAUUGGAGCUUAUCGGAAAGAACCAUGGUGUAUGGUUGGUGAUUUUAACGAAAUAAGAAACAAUGACGAGAAGAUCGGAGGCCCUAGACGAAGUGAGGCUUCUUUUCAAGGUUUUAAUGAUAUGCUUCAGAUUGCUGAUAUGUCGGAACUGCCAAGCACAGGGAAUUGCUUCACGUGGGGCGGUCAGCGAGGAACCUUAUCUAUUCAAUCUAAAUUGGACAGGAGCUUCGGAAACAAGAGUUGGUUUCAGCUUUUUCCUGCCUCCAAUCAGGUUUUCAUGGAUAAACGGGGUUCGGAUCACAGGCCAGUUCUGGUCAAAUUCUUCUCCUCUUCUGAUCCCUACAGAGGAAGCUUUCGUUUUGAUGGGAGAUUUUUACAUAAGCGUGGUGUGCAAGAAGAAAUCAAGAAAGCUUUGUUAACAGAUCAUCCUCUUUUCGAAACCAAGGUAUCAGACAGAUUGAGGAGAUGUAGAAAAGCGCUGAGUAAUUGGAAGAAGAAAGAAAACAUCAAUUCUCGUGAUAAGAUCAAGCAGCUUCAAUGUGCCUUGGAGUUGGAGCAAUCUUCUUUGCAUCCCUCAACAUCGAGAAUUUAUUUUCUCAAAUCUGAACUUGUCCAGGCUUAUAGAGACGAGGAAUUGUUUUGGAAGCAGAGAUGCAAGGAUAAAUGGGCUAUCAAGGGGGAUCUAAACACCAAAUACUAUCAUGCUUCAGUGAAAGCAAACAGAGCAAGGAAAAGGAUCAUUAAACUAAUUGAUGCCUAUGGUCAAGAACAAUUCUCUGAAGCUGCUAAAGGGGAAGUUGCUUCUGAAUAUUUCUCCAAAUUAUUCAAAUCAACUUCCAAUGGUGAUUUCACUAGUCUAUUUGAAGGUUUCACUAGACGCGUUUCUGAUGGUAUGAAUGAGGAUCUUGCCAGAGAUGUCAGUAAAGAAGAGGUUAAGGAUGCGGUCUUCUCUAUCAAUGCAAGCAGUGCCCCUGGUCCGGAUGGGAUGACCGGUCUUUUCUUCCAAAGAUAUUGGAAUACGGUUGGAGACCAAGUUACAAAGGAGGUUCGUGAAUUUUUCGUAACAGGCUUGUUUCCUGUUGAAUGGAAUUACACGCAUCUCUGCCUAAUUCCAAAGAUUGAUGAUCCUGUUCUUAUGUCGGAUUUGAGACCUAUAAGCUUGUGCUCGGUUCUAUAUAAGAUUAUCUCGAAGAUUUUGGUUUCCAGACUCAAACCUCUCCUACCUGUCAUUGUCUCUUCUUCCCAAUCGGUCUUGUUGAAGAGAGGCUAA
Messenger RNA from Brassica rapa (field mustard), 1641 nucleotides. RefSeq lists its product as uncharacterized. Gene Ontology annotation, molecular function: catalytic activity. Lineage: Eukaryota; Viridiplantae; Streptophyta; Magnoliopsida; Brassicales; Brassicaceae. The record is from RefSeq and is a predicted model, not a curated record.